Molecule: messenger RNA, 1191 nt
Organism: Neoarthrinium moseri
Lineage: Eukaryota; Fungi; Ascomycota; Sordariomycetes; Amphisphaeriales; Apiosporaceae
Exons: 2
Coding region: 1-1191 (396 amino acids)
Source: RefSeq, a predicted model, not a curated record
AUGAACGCCACAGACCGACUACCAAUCAUCCUCAUAGUGUCAUGCGCCCUUGUUGGGGGUUAUGGAGGCAUGUUCUUGUCGUUCCACCAUGGGUUCUUUGAUGCUUUGCGAAUAUGUGUCUCGGCAUCCUUGGAAGACAGAGGGAACUGUGUUCUGAACGUGCCGGAUGCUGCAUUCAUACCAUCUUACACGAAAGUCCCAGCCAUAGACUCGCGACUUGCCAUACUGUUUGAGUUCUUCGCCCAAGGCUUGACGAGUCGGGGCGAUGACGAUGGUCUCGAUUAUGAAGCGAUUCUAGCUAUGGGCUACUUGGCCGCUCAGUUUGGCGGUGCGUGGUAUUUGCUUGCUCUUGAGGGGCUACGUAAGAGUAGCUCUGGCACGGUCCUGACGCGGACGGGGAUAUUCGGCAUCGUGUUCCAGGUUGUUACUAUUACCAUUAUUGCCCCGAUAUAUCUGGUGAUACACAUCAUAUCGGCCCAAGCACCCGACCAGAACGCUAUAAUUGUUGAUCUGUUGGACUUGAAGCUUCUCCCUACAACUUUCGUCAUGGCCUACGUCCUACCCACAGCAGGUCUGCUUCUCCCGCUGCUUGGUAUCGUAUCACCUGCUGGAAAGUAUCUUGCAAUAGCAUUGUGGCAACCGUUUCCACUCUAUCAAUCUGCCAUCCACGAGGUGCUCCGCUCUCUACUACGUGGCAAGAGCGACAGAGCCGCAAACAUCAACGCGCAAAACAGUUCCCAGUAUAGAAAGGCCUUGGGGAAAGCUUAUACAUCCAUACUUUGGUUGACCAUGGGCAUUCAUAUUUUGGUCGUUGGGAUAACCGCUAUGUCUCACUGGACGAGAUUGCCCCUGCAACUAUCAGCAACAGAGAUACUAGCCCCGAGUUCUCUUACCCGUCCUCCAACUCUCGCAGUCUUGAGCCCGCCUGUUUCUGCGCUCUCUUCUCAGGCCAUUGUGGCCUCGUUCCUACGGUGGGACGUCUAUUGCUCUUGUGCAGCGUUGAUUGUCUGGUCAGCAUACUUGGUACACCGCGCCCAAAUUGGAGUGAGCAUCCUUGGAGCAAUCAUUCAGAUUGUUCUCUGGACAGUGGUAGGCGGACCCAUCACACCCGCUGUUAUGCUAUUGUGGCAGCGGGACGUGGCAAUAUUGGACAGGGCGCAGCGUUCGGGUGCUUAUAUAAAGAGAAGAUGA